GGGUUAGUUAAAAUUACGUUCUCGUGUCGUUUGCUUCGUGCUAGUGUUCCCUGAAGUUCGUUAAUAAGUAUUCUAAUAUUUAUAGUUCGUUUAAUAUAAAAUUAUGAAUUGUUAACUCAUAUCAUGCUUAAAAAUUAUUUAAACUAAAUUACUGUUUACUCUUGUAGCAGAUGUUCCGAAAAAAUAAUUAAAUAAAAACAGUCAGUUUUUUUUUUCAAAUAACUUUUCAAAAAGUUGAACCUUUGAUAAAUUGGAACAAUGUUUCUAUUGAAAAAAUAAAAAGAAAUUAAAAAAAGUCAUGGGUGACUUCCAAAGGACUAGAAGUAAGGUGUGGUUCAUGCCAAAUCUGGAUGAUGACGAUGAUGACAUUAACCAUUCGUGGCGACGACAUCCAUCAUCAUCACCAGAAAGUAGAAGAGUAUCAUCGGGCAGUCCGAGUAACGGUAGUCACAAAUCUCAAGAUUCAGGAUUUUCAGACUCUGAAAGUAGUACCUUAGGUUUAUCAAAACUUAAAGACGAUAGUCAAAAUCAAGAUGAAACUCUUCUAACUACCUCCUCUAACAUUUUUAAUUAUGAACUUCCAAGUAAAAUAUCACAAGACAUGUCUGUCACACAAAUGCUUUCAUCUACAAGUACAUCUAAUGAAUUAGAACCUCAGCCGUCAGAGCCUUGUAAUUGUUUUUUACCGGCCUGUGAAUUAUCAAGAAAGUUUCGAUCUUAUGGCAGUAUAUUAAAUAUUGUCGAUGUAGCAACCCCUUACAAAUCUACUCUAAAGUUGACUGAAGUAGCUACACCUGAAAUACAACCACAAACUCCGAACCGGACGUGUUUUAUUGUAGACGAACUACCAAAAAAUAGUGUUGCCAAUAGUAUUUUAUCGACGCCGGGUUCAGUUAAAAGUUUUGACGGCCAUUUCGAUCGAUCAGAAAAUGUUACCGUUGUAGAAAAUGUGAUCGCUAAACGAUCAAACAAUGACGAUGAAAAAAUUAACAAUGAUCUAAUUAUUGAACCACCUACGCCAUUCGUUGAUCGUUUACAAGAAGACAGCUGUAAGAACAAAGCUGAUCAAGGACGUGCCCAUAAUCAAUAUGGAAACAGUAGUGACUUCAGUGACUCAGAAAGACCGGGAUCACCCGAGCACACUUCCACUCCAAAAUCUACCAGAGACAGAUGUUGUACUCCUAGACUGAAUUGUAAAAGGCAAUUACAACUGAAGAAACCGAAAACUCCACAGAACGCAAAUUAUAUUAGAAGAAAUGAACGGGAAAAUGAAGUUCCUAUUGGCCAGUGGUUAAAUGAAUUAAGAUAUAGAUGUGAACCAGAAUGUAUGACCACUUUGCAAUCAAAAUCUAUUACUCCUUCAGAGGAUGCUUGUCGUCUAUCUACAAUAAUUUGCACAGAUUCAGAAGUCGUUCGGGAACUAUACCAACGUACUAAAAUUAUAUCUAACGAAUUCAAAAAAGUUUACAUUGACUUGAAUAAAUGUCGUAAUGACAAUUUCGGUUCGUAUGUACAAAAAUUAACAGCUCUUUUGCUAGAUUUUGUGUGUGAUCAUGAAACUGAACUAAACGAACAAGGCAAAGAGCUGUGCUUGGAAUUAGUAGAUGUAUCUGAGAGAUUAAGGAUCCACGCUAACCGCCGACUAGGCAAUAGGAAAAUUAUUGUCAACGAUGUAGCGACAUUAGGGCAGUUGUUUAGUGAGCUCGUUGAUGCGCUACUCAUGAAAAAAGUGCAGCAUUUGAUCAACAUCUUGGAAGAACCCAGUACCGACAUUGAACUAGUGAAGGCCAUGUCUAGUAUUAACAGUCUAGGACUGGAAAGUGUUCAUUUAGGAAGCUUAGUUACCAAAUGUAACGGCAUUCGAUCAUUGUUAACGGUCUGUAUAGAUGCAGUAGCUAGUACAGUUAGAUCAGCAGCUCUACGUACCCUGGCUAUGGUUUGCUGUUCACCCGAUAGUAUUAGACAAUUCGAAAAGGGCGGAGGUGUAGAAAUUUUAGCUGAUAUAUUGAACAGCAAAAAUCGUUCGGAAAAAGAACUUACUGAUGCCGUAUCUGUACUUGCCCAAAUAACUGCACCGUGGAUCGAUGACAACCACGCUGUCAAUGGACUUUCAGAUUACCUACACAUUAUUAUAUCAUCAUUAACAUGUUUGAUCGAGACAACACAAUCGAUAGAAACUUUACUUUUAUCUGCUGCUGCUUUGGCAAACAUGACUUUUAUGGAAUCUAAUGCCAUAUGGACUAUUCUUAACAUGGGUACAGCAGGAUCGUUGAUUGAAGCAGUCCGAAAAAGCGGCACGAGAGCAUCUGUAUUUUUACAGGAACAAACAGCCACAUUAAUAGCAAACAUGGCUACAGUUCCUGAGACUAGACCACACAUGGCUGAAAACCAUGCUGUAGUAGCGUUACUUUGUUUCUUGCAAGUGCGACAUUCACCUCUUCAACGUAUUCCAGAAAUUUUAGCUGCUGAGAGAUUACUACAUAAGACAGCUAUAGCUCUAUCAAGACUAUGUAGUGACGUUGAAAUUUCUAAGCAAGUUGUCGAAUUAGAAGGCGUUCAUCGCUUAGUUAGAUUAUGUAAAGAAGAAAGGGAACGAAAUCAUAGUGACGACGUUUUAGUAGCUUGUUUGGCUUCAUUAAGAAAAAUCGCAGCAAAUUGCGGCAAAGAAGUAAUUGAACAAUAUGACGCUACCGAACUUAUUGAACCAAGACUCUUAGACUCAUUUUUAUUAUAUUCAUCAAAACAAGAGAGUUAUGUUUAACUUAAUUAUUAUAAUAUGACAAACGCAUAUUUAAGAUUACAUAAAUUAUUAAAAGUUGUGACGUUACUAUAACUAAACUUAAUUUAAAUCAUAAAUAUAUUGUAUCAUUUUAUAUUUUUUAAUUGAAUAUUCGUAUUAUUGUGAAAACAAUGAGACUUUAAAACUAUUCCAUGAUUAUGACAAAAUGAACUGGACAUGUCUAUGUCUUUAUGAUUUUAA
Daktulosphaira vitifoliae (grape phylloxera) is the source of this 2980-nucleotide messenger RNA. It is a transcript of the gene insc, whose product is annotated as protein inscuteable homolog. Lineage: Eukaryota; Metazoa; Arthropoda; Insecta; Hemiptera; Phylloxeridae. Gene Ontology annotation, biological process: regulation of asymmetric cell division; asymmetric cell division; establishment of mitotic spindle orientation. Gene Ontology annotation, molecular function: cytoskeletal adaptor activity; protein binding. Gene Ontology annotation, cellular component: apical cortex. The transcript has 10 exons. The coding region runs from base 299 to 2761 and encodes 820 amino acids. The record is from RefSeq and is a predicted model, not a curated record.